Messenger RNA from Papilio polytes (common Mormon), 1302 nucleotides. RefSeq names its product UDP-glucose 4-epimerase-like. Gene Ontology annotation, molecular function: UDP-glucose 4-epimerase activity. Gene Ontology annotation, biological process: beta-D-galactose catabolic process via UDP-galactose, Leloir pathway. NCBI's taxonomy places the organism in Eukaryota, Metazoa, Arthropoda, Insecta, Lepidoptera, Papilionidae. The transcript has 8 exons. Bases 184 to 1272 code for a protein of 362 amino acids. Gene Ontology annotation, cellular component: cytosol. The record is from RefSeq and is a predicted model, not a curated record.
UCACGCCAUCACUCGCUGGCGUCGCGUCGCGUCUUAGUUGUCCUCGGAGACAGACGUGUCCGCGGAGCGCGCCAUUACGCCGCUAUACAAAUUCAAUUUAUUUUAAUUGUUCCCAAACAAUUCAGUGUUAAGUGUACUGACGACGUUAAUGGGACAUCAAAUCAGAUAGAAUAAGAUCACACAAUGACGCGGUUCAAGACAAUAUUGGUGACCGGGGGCGCGGGGUACAUCGGCAGUCAUUGCGUGGUGGACCUCCUCGAGGCCGGAUACGAAGUGGUGGCAAUAGACAACUUCGCGAACGCAGUGGGCGACGACCACGGCUCUCCCGCGCUACAGCGAGCUGAACAAAUCACUGGCAAAACUAUCACCUUCUACAAAGCAGAUCUACUUGACAAACCGCAAAUAAAUGACAUCUUCGACAAGCACCAAGUGGACUGCGUCAUACAUUUUGCGGCUCUGAAGGCGGUCGGAGAGUCGAUGCAACAACCACUUCUCUACUAUCAGAACAAUUUACUGGGAAUGCUUAAUUUAUUAGAGGUGAUGAGGUCUCACAACUGCUAUCAAAUGGUGUUCUCAUCAUCUUGCACGGUGUACGGCGAGCCGGAGCAUCUGCCCAUCACCGAGACACAUCCUACAGGGAAGAUCACCAACGUGUACGGCAGAACCAAGUACUUCAUUGAAGAGAUGCUGAAAGAUCUUAGUGUGGCAGAAAAGAGAUGGAACAUAAUAUCACUGCGGUACUUCAACCCGGUGGGGGCGCAUCCCUCGGGGCUCAUCGGCGAGGACCCGACCAAGGAGUUCACGAACCUCAUGCCGUUUAUGGCUCAAGUUGCUUUGGGCAAGAAACCCGUGCUCACCGUCUUCGGCAACGAUUAUAACACGCCUGAUGGCACUGGUAUUCGUGACUACAUUCACGUGAUGGAUUUAGCCAACGGUCACGUCGCAGCAUUGAAACUAUUGAAUGAUAAUCAAGUUGGUUUGAAGGUAUAUAACUUGGGGACCGGCAAGGGUGUGUCAGUAAAGGAACUGGUGGAUGUGUUCGAGCGCGUGACGAGUACUCGGAUCCCGCUGCAGUACGUGUCGCGGCGGCUCGGCGACAUCACCGCGAUGUGGGCGGACGCCACGCUCGCGCGGGACGAGCUCGGCUGGACAACUAAAUACACUAUUGAAGAGAUGUGCACCGACUUUUGGAGAUGGCAGACAAUGAACCCAGAUGGAUAUCCCAAAAAGAACACGAAAACUACUGUCAUUAUUACCAAUGGAAACAGCUAAAACUAAAACAAUAAAAUGAUUUAUUUAUAA